UGUAAACAAUUGAAUUUUUGAAUGUGCACGUGUUUGAAAACUGAAAAUAUAUUAUACUCAGUUUUUGUAAACUAGGCACCAUAAACUUUAGGAACAGAAAUAUAUAAUAGUAAAAUGAAAGUACUGUCUGAAGAUAGAACUCGAAUUUUAUUUGAGAAAUUAACAAAAUAUAUUGGUGUCAAUGUAAAAUUGCUGAUAGACCGACCGGAUGGAACAUACUGCUUCCGAGAGAAGAAAGACCGAGUGUAUUAUAUAUCGGAGCGAUUAUUACAACUUGCACAAACAGUCAAGCCCGAUCAUUUAGUUUCAGCAGGAACAUGUUUUGGAAAGUUUACAAAAACAAAUAAAUUUAGGCUUCAUAUAACUGCUUUAACCUAUAUUGCACCCUAUGCUCCAUUUAAAAUUUGGGUUAAACCUUCAUCUGAACAACAAUUCUUGUAUGGACAUCAUGUAAUUAAAAGUGGUCUAGGUAGAAUAACAGAAAACACACCGAAACACCAAGGAGUUGUUAUAGUUACAAUGGCUGAUAUUCCAAUUGGUUUUGGAGUGACAGCCCGAACAACAGCUGAGUGUAGGCAUGCAGAUCCAUUAGCAACUAUAGCCUUCCAUCAAGCUGAUAUAGGAGAAUAUAUAAGAUCGGAAGAUACAUUAGUAUAGUGUUUAAUAAAGUAAUUUUUUA
This is a messenger RNA of Leptidea sinapis, 679 nucleotides long. RefSeq names its product 60S ribosome subunit biogenesis protein NIP7 homolog. Gene Ontology annotation, cellular component: nucleus; nucleolus; preribosome, large subunit precursor. Gene Ontology annotation, molecular function: RNA binding. The transcript has 3 exons. Gene Ontology annotation, biological process: ribosomal large subunit biogenesis; ribosome assembly. Bases 115 to 657 code for a protein of 180 amino acids. The record is from RefSeq and is a predicted model, not a curated record. NCBI's taxonomy places the organism in Eukaryota, Metazoa, Arthropoda, Insecta, Lepidoptera, Pieridae.